Messenger RNA from Xylaria bambusicola, 1845 nucleotides. RefSeq lists its product as uncharacterized. NCBI's taxonomy places the organism in Eukaryota, Fungi, Ascomycota, Sordariomycetes, Xylariales, Xylariaceae. Bases 113 to 1699 code for a protein of 528 amino acids. The record is from RefSeq and is a predicted model, not a curated record. The transcript has 3 exons.
ACCUUUUGGUAGCGCAAUGGCAUAGUACUGCACUCCUUAUGUCGUUCCGUGACACCAGGUUCGACGACUUGAUGCCCUUCUGAAAUCAUUGCAGAGAAGUUUAAAACUCUUCAUGUCUCGAAGUUCUCAUCAAUCUUCAGGUCCCUUGCUAUUUUGGAUGGAUACACUUUGCAUACCCGUCCGCCCAGAGGAUACUUCUCUUUGUCUUACGCAGAUUAACAAUAUGGCUUCUAUAUUUAAAGGGGUGACAUCUAGCCUGGUAUUGGAUGCCGAACUUAUGACGACUUCCAUUAACACUAAGCCAUUAUUUCCCAAAUCUACGCAUGUUACAGACCACGGCCGGAUCAGUUUGAGUACUAAGGUGCGUGCUCAGAUCGCUUGCAGCGUUUGGAUGCCGCGCUGUUGGACAUUCCAGGAGGGCCAACUCCCGCCUUUGCUCGCGAUAGCAUUCAUCAACAGUAUGGUAGUAUUGGGAAGAAUUGAUGGGUCAUAUUCUGAAAGGUUGUUCGUCUAUGGAGCCUCUGGACAGCCAAUCAUAACUAGGCAAGAUGGUGUAGAAGCAAUACUUAUUGAAGCAACCAAUGUGUAUGAAGUGCGACAAAUUAACAGGGGCUCUUCCUUGGUUUGCGAGUGUGUCGACAUAGCUCUCCAGGAGUCGCUUUACACCACAUUCUUCCUCACGAAGGACUACGAAUUUGUCACAGCGUGGAAUGAGCUUUCAGGGCGAUCAACGACUAAGCCUCACGACAUUCCCUCGAUCAUUGCAAAUGUUAUGGAUCUAAGCAACCGGCCGCUUCUUGAAUACCAUACAACUCAUGAAAUGUUCCAAGUGAUAAUUCUGAGUUUUCCCAUUUCAAUAUUUUUCAACACCGGGCCUAGGCACGAUCAAGAUUGCGACCACAAGAACAGAUGGAUUCCACGAGGUGUUGGUGCGAAUUUACUCUCUGCCAAACCCUGGAUGAAAGUUCAUCGAUCACAUCUUUCUUACCGGUACCAUCCCAAAGAAAACGAGCUAUUGGUUUACUCUUUAGACAGAGUUGUGUCGCUAAAGUCGCAAGUGUACUUCCGUUGCAACACGAGCGGCACCACAUACGUCGUGGGCCCAUCCAUGUCUAUCAAAGACGAAAUGAACAUUGACCUUUACAGUGCCACAAUGAUAUUAAUCGAGAACGCCAAAUCCCGGAUGAAGAAAGGCCAAUAUCGCGGAGCCUUGUUUUACCUCCAAAAUCCCAAAGCCACGUCUCUAGAGUGGUUGGGAUGGUGUCAGACUAAACCAGAGCUCACAUACGUUCGUCCCUUGCAUCUGGAAAAGGUCAAAACCACAGACCUGAUGCCAGAAGGGGCAGCCCAGUUUCAUAUAAUAAAGCUUGUGACGGCCGCAUGCGAACUGACUAUCAAAUAUGACCCUCUUCCCAAGUUCAAGCCUUUAACGCGCAGAAGGUGGCUCAAACAAUUCGGCUCGCUUGCGGUGUUUAUUUUGGGUGUUAUCUACGUCCUCAUCUGGGCUGUUGGUUUUUAUAUUCGCUUAUCCCGUCAAGUCGGAACGGUUUCCGCCUUUCUCGCAGCAAGCGGUGUUUGUCUCGCUCUGCUAUUCGUAGGUUUUACCAUCAAAAGAUAUUUGAAACGUUGGCUGAAUUGGAGAUAUAUACAAUCAUUUGAAGUUAUUGCGAAUAGGGAAUCGGUUAAGACUGGGGUUUAGGUGUAGUUUGUUUGUGGGUCGAGUCAAUCUAUGCAGUUAUUUCUAGCGAAGAUGUCACCGUGCUGCCCUGCUGUACUUCAAAGUAGACUUAUCGCACAAGGAAAAGAUUCGAACUCUUGCCCUUUACCCUUUUAUUUGGCUUUUAU